Messenger RNA from Pogonomyrmex barbatus (red harvester ant), 1636 nucleotides. It is a transcript of the gene Cox10, whose product is annotated as Cytochrome c oxidase assembly factor 10. Gene Ontology annotation, molecular function: protoheme IX farnesyltransferase activity. The record is from RefSeq and is a predicted model, not a curated record. NCBI's taxonomy places the organism in Eukaryota, Metazoa, Arthropoda, Insecta, Hymenoptera, Formicidae. Gene Ontology annotation, biological process: heme A biosynthetic process. Gene Ontology annotation, cellular component: mitochondrial membrane; mitochondrion.
AAAAAUGCACCGCUAGUAUAGAAAUUUGUAGUGGUGGAAAGUUACGUAUGAUUACGUACGGCUCUUCGAUAAUUUAAAAAAUACUCUCACAAUUAUCGUUACAAUUACGUAUGAUGAAUGUAUGUUAAUAAUAGAAAUCAUAUUAACACACGAAAAUGUUGAUGGAAUUAAACAGUUGAUUAGAAUUAAGGUGCUAUCAUGUUAUUUAUUAUUCAUUCAUUAAAAAAUUGUCGGCACGUAUGCAGCUUUGUGCCAAAAUUUUCCAUCAUGUGUUCUGGUUCUCAAAGGCAAAAGUCAACAAAGACAAUGUGCAUGGAAAAAUCAGUACAAAUUGUGAAAGACAGUCGAUUGCAAAUUGGUGCAACGACUUCAACAAUUCCUUUCUUUGCUAAAAAAAAUAAUGCAAAUAAAAUUGAUAAAAGUCCACCUGAAGUAAAAGAAUCAGAAUGGACACCUAUAAUGAUCGAUUAUACCAAGCUACAUAAGCAUUAUCUCAAAUUGUCAAAGAUUAAAUUAACAUCUCUUGUUGUAGCAACAACUAUGGCUGGAUAUGCAUUAGCUCCUGCACCAUUCGACUUUUAUACAUUUGCAAUGUGUUCUUUGGGCACAGGUUUAGUCUCCGCUACUGCAAAUGCAAUAAAUCAAUUUUUUGAAGUUCCUUUUGAUGCACAAAUGUCGCGAACAAAAAAUAGAGUAUUAGUACGUGGUCAUUUGACGCCUGUUCAUGCAGUAGCAUUUGCAGCGGUAUCUGGUAUUGUUGGAUUAUCUAUACUCUAUUACGAAGUAAAUGCUAUCACGGCAGUGCUGGGUGCUACCAAUCUUGUUUUAUAUACACUCGUAUAUACUCCCAUGAAACGUAUCAGUAUUGUCAACACAUGGAUUGGCUCUGUUGUAGGAGCUAUUCCUCCUCUUAUGGGCUGGGCAGGUUGUGCUGGUAGCAUAUUGACACCAAGUGCUUGGAUCUUGCCUGGUAUUUUAUAUGCAUGGCAAUUUCCACAUUUUAAUGCUCUUUCGUGGAACUUGAGGCCGGAUUAUUCACGAGCUGGCUACCGAAUGAUGGCUGUUACAAAUCCAGAUCUAUGCCGUAAAACAUCUUGGAGAUACACAGCAAUUCUAACAAGUUUGUGUUAUUUAGCUCCUAUAUUGGAUGUAACUCAUUGGUGGUUUGCACUAACCUCAACACCAGUCAAUGCAUCUUUCCUGUAUCUAGCUUGGAAAUUUAAUGAGCAUUCGGAUAGUGCUAAUUCUAGGAGAUUAUUUCGAUUUUCAUUACUUCAUCUACCUUUGUUGAUGAUGUUGAUUUUCUCGAGCAAAAAAUAUUGGGCCAAUACUGAGAAACAGGGAGAUAAAAUCGAAUCUAAUUAUAGCGAAUCAACAAAGAAAAAUGAUUUAUUGACUAUUUUCACAGCACCUAUCGCUACAGCAACUUCGUCUGUAUAGUGAUAAUUUCAUCACUAUUGAACUCAUCAGUGAUAGUACAAAUUAUACAAAAUCGUCAUAAAUUUCACAUCUCUAUGAGAUUUCUAUAUUACCUCAUUAGCUUUUCGCAAUAUAAUACUGUAUAAAACAGAUUGUAGACAUAAAUCAACAUGCUGAAUUUGUGUAAAUCUAGUAAUCAAUAAAAACAAAAAUGACG